AUGGGCUGCGCCCUGCACGUUUCUGCAGCCUGCACGCGAGCAAUGCUUCAGGAGGCCACUUCGGGAUACCUUGCAGCGCUGACUGCCGGGAAGCCAACUUUUCCCGCUUUAGCAGAAAGCAGCGUCCCCUACCAAGAGAACGACGUGUUGAUGGAUAUUUCAAAAGGUGUCCUAUCCCAAGGAAUCACUAUUGCCUUCAACCGCAGUAUCUUCGACACGACCCAAUGCGCUUCCUACACGGAGGUAGUGGCAACCGCAAAGCAUGCAUACGUCAUCGGUACACGCCUGGCCUUUACUGAAGACAAGGUUACCAAGAUCGAAUCAGUCGUUUGUGAUGACGGCGACUGGCUCUUCAAUGCGAGCGGUUCGUUGACUUACAACAAGCGCGAGAUCUGGGACGUUAUUCCUGAGGGUAAACGGAAUACGCGAGAAGUCAUUAAGGCCGCUGGCGACGCCUACAUUGAUGCAUGGGGAGAUUCGAACGUUGAGCCCCCGUUCAGUACGCAAUGCGCGAGGCUCGAGGGUGGCUCGUACAUCAGUAGCAGCUGCAAACUCAACUUCCCGCCACCGUUCAAUGUUACGAACCGUCGAUACACCAUCGAUGAGGAGCUUGGUGCUGUGGAUAUCUUCCAUAACUUUCCAUUCCUAGACAAUGCCAUUCCGAAGGAUCCCGGAACGCAAACCAAUAAUUUGCUCCGCGUGGAGGCAGGUCAGAUUCAUUAUAUCCACGAGAAUACCGUCUGUUCAACGAAAGGAUGUGCAAGAUAG
This is a messenger RNA of Truncatella angustata, 768 nucleotides long. RefSeq lists its product as uncharacterized. Bases 1 to 768 code for a protein of 255 amino acids. The transcript has a single exon. Lineage: Eukaryota; Fungi; Ascomycota; Sordariomycetes; Amphisphaeriales; Sporocadaceae. The record is from RefSeq and is a predicted model, not a curated record.